GACUGACUGAGGAGGAAGGUCAACUCACUAGCUUUGGACCAGCACAGUCAGCAAACACUGCAACAAGAUAAGAAGAAAGAAAGAUCAAGAACGCAUUUGAAGAAUUUCACACCAGACUGAGUGCAGAAAAGGUGAACAGCUUAGGACAGACACCGAUCACAGACAGCACUCUGGUCAGCAGCAUCCUAGUACUCACAGAUAUGACUGCCUGCGUCUUCAUUCGAGGAGCGAAAAUCGAAAGAGAAUUGGCAGAUGAUGAAAUUGAAGAGCUGAGAGAGGCGUUUAAUGAGUUUGAUAAGGAUAAGGAUGGACUGAUAAGCUGUAAGGACCUGGGAAACCUCAUGAGAACAAUGGGUUAUAUGCCAACCGAGAUGGAACUGAUCGAGUUGGGCCAGAACAUCAACAUGAAUUUGGGAGGAAGGGUAGACUUUGAAGACUUCGUGGAGUUGAUGGCCCCAAAGCUUUUGGCAGAAACAGCAGGCAUGAUUGGUGUGAAGGAACUGCGAGAUGCUUUCAAAGAGUUUGAUAUGGAUGGGGAUGGAGCGAUCACUACAGAGGAGUUGAGAUCUGCUAUGAGUAAACUACUGGGAGAGCAUAUGAACCAUAAAGAGAUUGAUGCCGUGGUCAGAGAGGUAGACAACAAUGGUGAUGGUACAGUAGACUUUGAAGAAUUCGUGAAGAUGUUGUCGAGUUGCUGAGAAAAUCUUACAUGGUUAUGUUAUUGCAGAUGUAUAACCCCAUGCUUGCACAUAAGACAGCAAAUGCACUAUAAACAAACCCAUAAAUGGAGCUCCAAACAAGUUUUUGGAGGAUCAUAUUCAUCUAAUCCUGUCAAUCACAUUGCUAGGUAUAUAAAUAGCUGCUUUCACCACUCCUGUGACAAUUUAUCUGGCAUCCUUCCGCCACCCCAACUACUCCUUUAUUUCUAUUCAUUUCUAUUAUACUGUACACAGUACUGUGCAAAAGGUUUAGGCACUUGUGAAAGUGUUGCAUAGUGAGGAUUUCUUCAAAAAUAAUGACAUAAAUAUUUUUCAUUUAUCAAUUAAGGUCAUACAAAGUCCAGUAAACAUAAAAAAUACAAAUUAAUAGUUGGUGUGGCCACCUUUGCCUUUAAAACAGCCCCGAUUCUUGUAGGUACUCCUGGACACAGUGUUUCUUGGUUGUUAGCAGAUGGGAUGUUUCAAGCUUCUUGGAGAAUUCAGCACAGUUCUUCUAUCUAUUUAGGCUGUCUCAGUUGCUUCUGUCUCUUUAUGCAAUCUCAGACACUAUGUUCAUUCUGGGCCCUGUUGGGGCCAUGACAUCUGUUGCAGGGCUCCCUGUUCUUCUAUUCUAAUCUUUUCUAUUUGCAAAAGUAAUGUUUGGGAGUCUAACAUUUAUAUUUCCUAUUGACACACUAAAGCUGAAGAUAUAAAUAACCAUCUUAAGACAAAUGUUUUUGUGAAAAAUCUUAAGUGCCUAAAACCUUUGCACAGUGCUGUAUAUAUAUAUAUAUAUAUAUAUAUAUAUAUAUAUCGAAAUAGUCCAGGGGGUAAUUUGCAGCUCGACUCGAGUCUCAUGCUCGAGCCUUCCAUUCCUGACAUUAAGUUAUAUAAGUUUAGCUUCAUCUCAUUUAAGUAUAAUGUGAACUUCUGAAAUGUAAUAAAAAAAUUACAGAAUGCUUUUUUUUUUUUCACAAUCUAUGCAAAAAUCUCAGGCUUUUAAUGCAAUACUGAGAGGACUGGAUGUUGUGCAAUAUUUCUUUGAAAUGUGAAUUUCUUAUUAAAAAAUUCCAUUG
Xyrauchen texanus (razorback sucker) is the source of this 1774-nucleotide messenger RNA. It is a transcript of the gene cabp5a, whose product is annotated as calcium binding protein 5a. The transcript is spliced from 7 exons. Gene Ontology annotation, molecular function: calcium ion binding. The coding region runs from base 201 to 698 and encodes 165 amino acids. Lineage: Eukaryota; Metazoa; Chordata; Actinopteri; Cypriniformes; Catostomidae. The record is from RefSeq and is a predicted model, not a curated record.